Messenger RNA from Ceratosolen solmsi marchali, 1299 nucleotides. RefSeq names its product tetraspanin-33. The record is from RefSeq and is a predicted model, not a curated record. NCBI's taxonomy places the organism in Eukaryota, Metazoa, Arthropoda, Insecta, Hymenoptera, Agaonidae. Gene Ontology annotation, cellular component: plasma membrane. The transcript has 5 exons. The coding region runs from base 451 to 1299 and encodes 282 amino acids.
AAUGUAUGGAUCAUGGAAUGUUCACGUAAAUACGUAUGUGCAUGCGUGUGAGGAAAUGUGUCAUUUGGCUCUGUGUGGUUUGUCAGGUCAUCCGUCAGAAGCGUAUCACCGAUCGCACACAUAGUGACACUAGUGCAAUGGAUGAUGGUGAUGUAGCGAGUUGUCUGUCAAAAAUGUCGAGAAAUGGUUAUAAAUUUCUCCCUACGUUUUGGGAUUUUUAAUAAAAUUUUGUGCUUUAAAUUUUUUUUCACCUAGAGUGACCUUAAAAUACAAAGAGAAAAUUAGAAGAUAAGGGGCGAUGAGAAACAAUAAAGAGAAGAUUUCUUGAAUUCGCGGAUCUCAAUUAGCGAGCGUGUAAGAGAUAUCCGUGGGCGCAAAGUUCUGUGAAAAAAAACUCUUCUUAAAUCUCUAUUACUCGUAUUAUAAGUAUUCUAUUCUUAGAGUUUCAAAAUGAAUAAUCGAAGACGAACGAAUAACUUUACGUACGUCAGCUCGUGCGUUAAAUACAUGAUUUUUAUGCUCAACUUUAUUUUUUGGCUUUUUGGAGGCUUAUUAAUAGGAGUUGGACUUUAUGCUUUUGUCGAUAAGUGGCAAAUGACUGGAUCGGUUAGAGUUGAAAAUGUUUAUGACAUAGUUCUUAAUAUUUCCCUUGUGAUGAUUAUUGCAGGUGCUGUAGUGUUUAUUGUCAGCUUUGCAGGAUGCGUAGGUGCAUUGAGAGAAAACACUUGUUUACUCAAGUUUUAUUCUCUGUGCUUACUGAUUUUCUUUCUAUUGGAAAUGGGAGUAGCAAUAGUUGGCUUUGUAUUCCCACAUACAUUACAUUCAUUAUUAGAAGAAUCUUUUACAGAUAAAAUUAUUCAAACUUAUCGCGAGGAUCCAGAUCUUCAAAAUUUUAUCGACUUUGGUCAAAAAGAGUUUAAAUGCUGUGGUUUAAGUCAAGAAGGUUAUCUAGAUUGGGGUAAAAAUGAAUAUUUUAAUUGCUCUAGUCCUAGUAGCGAAGGUUGUGGCGUUCCAUUUUCUUGUUGCAUCAAUGCUACUAAUAUUGCGAGUGGAUUAGUAAAUAACAUGUGUGGCAAUGGUGUACAGAAGACACCAGUAUCAGAAGCAAGUAAGAAAGUGUGGACGAGUGGCUGUAUUGAAAUUGUUCGAGCCUGGGCAGAACGCAAUCUUUAUACGAUUGCUGGAAUUGCACUUGGCAUCGCUUUGAGCCAGUUAUUUGUCAUUUAUCUAGCUAAAACUUUAGAAGGUCAAAUCGAAAUGCAAAAAUACCUACCGCUAUCAAGGCUCUUCUUCCAGUAA